Molecule: messenger RNA, 3871 nt
Organism: Hylaeus anthracinus
Lineage: Eukaryota; Metazoa; Arthropoda; Insecta; Hymenoptera; Colletidae
Product: myogenesis-regulating glycosidase
Exons: 11
Coding region: 147-3659 (1170 amino acids)
Biological process (GO): carbohydrate metabolic process
Molecular function (GO): hydrolase activity, hydrolyzing O-glycosyl compounds
Source: RefSeq, a predicted model, not a curated record
AGAUCAGUCUAAAACCACCUGUCUUGGACGGUGGAGGCUCCGUCCUCUGAUUCUAUCGACGGUAAUCGGUAGUUGUAAAAUCCAGUGAAGAAACCGGGAAUCGCCUGCCACCGGAUCGACUAGUUCACAAAAGUUGAACGAGCACGAUGGAGAGAUUAAAGAGGAAACGGAGAAAACCUGACGGCCAGAAGAAAGUAUUACUCUCAAUCGUCGAUCCCUGGGACGUCAGAGUGGCCAGUGUCGAUCCGGUCGGCUUGGCGGAACGACGAGGCGUCUCUUUGUCGAUUUCUCCGCUCCAACAGAUCGAAAGUGCCUCGCAAGAGCCUCUGUCUCCGGGUAGAACUGUCAGGACCCCGUCACCUUGGUACAAACCCGCUCACAGCAGCGUCUCGGAACACUCUUCUACCGUCGGAGCCACGAAAACGAGCUCUGCCGAACCCACCUGGGUGAAUCCUUGGUAUUCCCCGACCAGGUCAUCGAUUGGUACGCGAUCCAAUUCACCGGAAGUGCCACGGAAACCAGCGAGAAAGAGAGCGCAAAGCGAGGCGAGAAACCCGGGAACAAGCUCCGAUCUUCGAAAUGACCAAACCAUUCCGGACGACAAUGGAUUAAUCGACGCGACACCGGAAAUCACGUGCGGUGAUUCCGAUUACGAGCACAAGGCUGGACCAGUCGCCAGAGUGCGUUUCGAGAACAAGAAGCGAGGGAGCAGGAGCCACACUUGGGAUUCGGAAGCGGAUCGCGUCGAUGGGAAGAGUCAUCUUUACCCUUCGAAGACAGUCAGUCCGCCCGGUAAUUUCGAAGACGAUAAUUCGUCGCACCGGGAAGAAACUCUGACGCAACAGUCCGCGGAAAGUUCUGCAGGUCCCGACGAGACGAAUACCGAGGAGAAAGGUUGCAAGUCUACCGAAAAAACAGAACCAGUCGGUCUCGGAUAUUUCGAAGACAAAGAGCUGGUGAACGUCGUGCAGAAUUUGGUGACGUCGAGGUACAGUCCCAAUCUGCCCGGUGGGCCACGAAAAUUAAGCAGAAGGACGUCAUGUCGACGCGAGUCUCCGAAAGAAAUGGACACGAUAGACGACCCGAAGGCGACGGAACGUAACAGCGUACCUGUACCAAGUACACCUUUAAAAGAAACAACAGAAAUCAUCGAAGACGGAACGAAGGAAAGAUUCAUUCGUCUUGAACCAGCGGCAAGAUUUCGCGCAGCCGCGGAUAUACGUAAAACGAGUGUCUCGAUGCCGAGCAAUCUUGACGAGAUGGAAAAUCUGCGAAUCGGCAGGCAAAAGGUGACUCCCUCGAAAUUCAACAGAUCGGAGAGCGGUGACAGCAGCAGCGUGACGUUCAGCAACAGCGGUUCGACGCCCAAUGGAAGCCCGCUCGGCUCGGAAACCGAGGAGGAAGCAAACGACGAGGAGAUGGCUAAAGUCCCGUUGCAAGCUCCUCCUCGAAGGAAAGGCAGAGUAGUGGGACCAAUGAUUAGUCAAAAGUUGGGAAACAACUCGUUGGACCUUCCCGGUGGACAAAGUGCGAGCUCGACGAUAACCAGCGUUAACAGCAUUAGCAGUUUGCUCAAGGAAAAACUCCAGUUGUCCCUUCCACAAGCUCUGCGUAGCAGCAAAAAGAGACAGAACGCCGAUUAUCGACUACGAGUUUUCGUUGGAAUACUAUUUCUAUGCGUCGUUUUCCUCGUAGGAUUUGCGCACAUUUAUUACACGCAGCACGUUCUGCAACGAGCCUACUUCGACAAAUUUCGGUUCAAUAAAAAUGAAAGAGUGAUGCACGUGUACAGCAGCACCGGAACCGAAGUGAUCGCGGCACGUCUCGGCGAAGGAAUUCCUCCCGAAACCGGAGUCUUUCAAUGUUUACCUCACCAUCAGAAGCAAGACUCGGUUUGCCUCGAGUGGCUUCAACAGACUCGUUUAUAUCUAGCUCACACAAAACACGAGGACAUGCACUGUUACCACGUCACCUGGCAAAGCCUCAAUCCUUACUACAAUCCUACGGAUUGCUUCGAUUGGUCUUCGAAGAGAGGACACUGGUACGGCGCUGGACAGAUCCAGAACAUACCUUACCCUCUUGAACGCGGCCGCCUGGACUCGAGUCCUUUCAUCACCGGCGAUAUCGCGAAACAUCCGUUCGGCAACGUGCUGAAAAGGUACUUUCUAAACUCGAAGGGCGCGACCAUAUUGGUCGAUCCGAAGACGCCACUUUACGUCUCCAUCAACGCAAACAGGAGCAACGAUUUCUGUCUACAAGCUAAACACGAUGCUUUCGCUUACAUCAAUCACUUAACGCCCCUACCGCAACUGAAUUACACGAUCUGCGCGACAGACAACAUGAAGAAUUUACAUUCCUCCAUGGCGGAGAAGUCUUUAUGGGACGGCCUGAAGCCGGACGAACUCCACGCGGUUCAUUCGCUGCUCUCCGAACCUGUCUGGCAAAUUGCACCGACCGACGAAGCUGCGAUUUACAAUUACACCGAGGAUGUUAUAGCUCUCGGCUUCUUACGGCAGGGCCACGUUUUGUUGAGCGAAGAGUGGCAACCCAGUACAGGUGACUUCGUACUGGACGAAGAACGAUUCCCCACUAUGGAAGAAACGAUCAACAUUAUUCAUCGUCGAGGGUUCAGAAUUGCAUUCACCAUCCAACCGUUCAUAUCUACGGAAUCCGUAAACUUUAAGGACGCUGUCACGAGUAGACUGUUGAUUUCCGAAAGAGGCAGCGACCCAAGAAUUCCGGCACUGACCAGAUACAAACACAGCAACAGCGUCGGAGUUUUGGACAUCACGAACAACAAAACUUUGCCUUGGCUGCAGACCAAGCUCGAUAACUUGAUCAUGAAGUACCACGUGGACUCGUUUUAUCUGGACUUAGGUACCGCGCAAGACAUGCCUCACUAUUACAAAUGCGAGCAACCGUUGACUAACCCAGAUCAUUACAAGACGCUAUUGACGAGAGCGAUUCUGGGUUCUAUGCCAGUGAUUGGUGUCUCUGGUGCAAUUUCUAGACCCCGCGCGCCAGUCUUCGUAUCUCUUCCACCGUUCUCUUCUUCCUGGAAGGCCAUAAAAACUGUAAUUCCAACGGUAUUGACCUACGGAAUGAUAGGUUAUCCGUUUAUUAUGCCAGGCGCUGUUGGCGGAGACGUAGCUUUGCCCAUGUCUGAUAACAAUCCUGACAACGACUUCGAAGUGAGCCUGCCGGAUAAAGAGCUGUACAUCAGGUGGCUGCAGCUGUCCACGUUUCUACCGGUGAUACGUUUCACUCAUCUGCCUAGCAAAUAUUCGGAUGAAUCGGUGCUAGAGAUAGCCAAGAGGCUGACAACCUUGAGACAAAAAACUGUAACACCGUUGCUGAAGAAGUACGCAAAGGAGACUCUAGACACCGGUUUGCCUAUAAUCAGGCCUUUGUGGAUGUUGGAUCCAGCCGAUCCAGCUUGUCACGUUGUCGUGGACGAGUUUUCCGUGGGCGAGGAAUUAAUAGUGGCUCCUGUUCUGUACUCGGGUAGCAGACAGAGGGAAGUUUACUUGCCCGCGGGAGUAUGGAGAGACGGCAUCGAUGGCAGUCUCAGGAAAGGAUCGAGAUGGAUUCACAAUUACAGGGUGGCUGAAGACAAAGUUGCGUACUUUGUGAAAAUGCCCGAUAACACGAGAUUUUAAUCGGCUGAUUGAAUUGAUUUCGUAUGGUUUUACAAACAAUUAUCCAAGGAACAGAUCCGAGUAAAAGAUCGAAAAUAAAAAUCGGUAAGGCCAAAAUGUCAUUGAAAAAUAUCACUAGGUUUUUAUAGGUUAGCGAGAGCUGAUAAGAACAUAAGUUAACGCUCCGGAAGUAUUUAUUUCUUUAUAUUAGGAAAUAUAUUUAUUUUAUUCUA